Lingula anatina is the source of this 1110-nucleotide messenger RNA. Its product is annotated as lysosomal proton-coupled steroid conjugate and bile acid symporter SLC46A3. NCBI's taxonomy places the organism in Eukaryota, Metazoa, Brachiopoda, Lingulata, Lingulida, Lingulidae. Gene Ontology annotation, molecular function: transmembrane transporter activity. Gene Ontology annotation, biological process: transmembrane transport. Gene Ontology annotation, cellular component: membrane. The record is from RefSeq and is a predicted model, not a curated record.
GUAUGAUGCCAGGGUAUUUAAUGUGAUGUCACGGUGUUUGGUGCGUUGUCAUAUUGUUUGGUGUGAUAUCCAGGGUGGCAAUGAUGGCUGAUGGAGUUUUAACAUAAAAGUUGUCGGUAUGAUGUCAGUUUUUGGUGUGACGUCUGCCGAUAUUCAAGGUGCCAGGGGUAGCUAUCAGAGGUAUUUAAGUAAGGUGAGGGUAUGAUAUCACAAUGGAAUGAUAGUAUUCAAGUAUCAUGUAACGGGAGCAUCAAAUAAUAAAGCAAACCUAUUUGAUAAAAUACAUUUUAUUUGAGCUAUUUGUAAAACGUAAAGGCAUGUUGUCAGUGUCUUAAACCGCCUUCAGUUUCAUUCUGUAGAAAACAUGUUUCCCAAAUCCAAACAUUGUUGGCAAAUGAAUAAUUCACAUAUAUAUAUCUGUCAGGGUCUUUUGACAUCUCUCUGUUGUUCCUGCGUUACUCUAUUCCUAACUGGACCCUGACUCUGUACGGUAUAUACACUGGCCUAAAGAACGCUCUGCAGAUGCUAGGGUUGCUGGUUAUCCUUCCUGUGUUCAAGAGGUUCCUGGCUCUAGAAGACACCAGUCUGGUCAUCAUUGGUCAGGUGAGCUCUGUCUUAGGACAGGUGCUCCUCGCUUUCAGCAACACAGUGUGGAUGGUGAUGUUAGUGCCCUUUGCUGGUAUGUUGUCUGGCCUCAGCAGUGCUGCCCUCAGGAGUAUUGUGGCCAAGAUGGUGGGUCCCGAUGAGCAGGGGAAAGCGUUUGCGUUCCUUGGCUGUGCACAGGCUCUUAGCAUUCUCAUGGCUAGCCUAAUCUUUAACAACCUGUACCCGGCCACCCUCCACUUCCUCCCCGGCUUGUCCUAUCUCGUCUGUGCACUCCUUACGGUGGCUGUUAUGGCGCUCACUAUUGUUAUGCGGUGUUACAUGCCAGUAGAAGAGACCACAAACACCCAAGACGAUCAAACAUUGGAUAACACUGGUGAUGGGCAUCGAAGAAACGGAGCAAUACAUGGCGUAGUUUGUCACAGGGAGAUGGCGGACGGACAGGUGGGAGGCAGACAGACGGGAAGACUAGAAGAGAGGCAGACGGACAAAAAGACCCUUUUAUAA